UCUCCCGGAUUCUGCUCAGCCUCAUUUCCGGCUGCGACUUGUCUCGCCUACGUCUGGGAGCGGCUGAACUUGUUUCUUCGCCUCCGUGAAGCUUUCGGGCCGAGAGGAUCCAUCCUGGCGGGAGCGGCUUGUGGGGCUCCGAUUGCAGCCAUGAGUGAGGCAGAAGUGAACCCCAAAGCUUACCCUCUGGCUGAUGCACAGCUCACCAAGACACUGCUGGAUCUUGUACAGCAGUCUUGCAACUACAAACAGCUACGCAAAGGUGCCAAUGAAGCUACUAAGACACUGAACAGAGGAAUAGCAGAAUUCAUCGUGAUGGCUGCAGAUGCUGAGCCCUUGGAGAUCAUCCUACAUCUGCCACUUCUUUGUGAGGACAAGAAUGUGCCCUAUGUUUUUGUGCGCUCCAAGCAGGCCUUGGGGCGGGCAUGCGGUGUCUCCCGGCCUGUCAUUGCCUGCUCAAUUACUAUCAAGGAAGGGUCACAACUGAAACCUCAGAUUCAGUCUGUCCAGCAAGCCAUUGAGAGACUGCUGGUCUAGAAACCAGUAGGUCCAGUCUGUACUUAGCAAAAUAAAAUUGGAGUGAGGGAAUUGAAUGUUUUAUUUUUAGUUGACAAGACAGUGGCUUGGUUUCAAAUGUUUAAUUUCAAAAUGCCAGGUAUUUGUUUUACAGUGGCUUGAUUCUAUUUUUGUUUCAAUUCUUCACUAUAGCCAACCUGGAUUUUCUCUCCCCUUCCUUCUUCCUGCCUUCCAAAUACAAGUCACGCUUGGUAAAGUA
Molecule: messenger RNA, 775 nt
Organism: Alligator mississippiensis (American alligator)
Lineage: Eukaryota; Metazoa; Chordata; Crocodylia; Alligatoridae
Gene: SNU13
Product: small nuclear ribonucleoprotein 13
Exons: 3
Coding region: 151-537 (128 amino acids)
Biological process (GO): mRNA splicing, via spliceosome; maturation of SSU-rRNA; ribosome biogenesis
Cellular component (GO): box C/D methylation guide snoRNP complex; precatalytic spliceosome; nucleolus
Molecular function (GO): RNA binding
Source: RefSeq, a predicted model, not a curated record